GCGUGCGCCCGAUAUCCGGACGGAAGUGACAAGCAGUCGUUAGACCACAUUUGCGUUUUCCGUUACCAAUGUCAAUUCGACGUUAAACGUCUUCAUUCGGUUGUUGUAUAUGUUGGUUAGUGCAUGUUUAACAAGAUAUGAAGAAAUGUUUUCGCUGAAAAAGAUCCCGACAGCAAACAAGGAAAGGAUUUCGACCUUGUGUUUGUAAGCGACUCCCUGCUUCACUAGCGCCCAACUGCAGCUAACUCUUUACGCGGAACAGGAUCACAGAAGUAAAACCAGAGAAGCAGCCAGAUUUGAAGAGACUACUAUAGACAUGUCUGAAAAAAAGGCUCCGAAGUCCCCUUCUCGAUCUAAGUCGAAGUCUGGGUCCAGGUCCAGAUCUCGAUCUUUAUCUAAUUCCCGCUCCAGAAGCCGGUCACGGUCCAGGAAACACCGAUACAGCUCUAGGUCUCGAUCUCGCUCCAGAUCUCAGUCGGCAUCUCAUGGAAGGGACCGAAACUAUCCCAGGGAAUACCAAAACAACCGUGGUUACAACCGUGGUUACAACCGUGGAUACCGCAGGCCCUAUUACUACCGUCCGCGUGGACGUGGCUUUUUCCCACGGGGCCGCUACCAGAGAGGUGGGGGCUAUGGCUACAAUGGGUACCGAUCCAACAACUGGCAGAACCAACGGGGUCAACAGUCACACGAGCAGAACCAGAACAGCCCCAGGAGAGGGCGCUCCCGCUCUCGUUCACGCACUCCCCGAAGGCGUUCAGGGAGCCCUUGCUCGCGCAGCAGGUCUCGCUACUCUGACCGCUCUUCAUCGGUCCGAUCCCGUCGCUCCUCCUCUUCCCCUUCUUCACGUUCCUCCUCUCCCCCGGCCAAGCGCAGCACCAAGGAGACGAAAGAGAGAGCCACUGAGGAGAAGGGGCCUGCAGCAUCAGACUAUGCCAGUCCACAGAUGCGCUCCGCUGUGGUCGUCAGCCAGGGACUGCCUUCAGGCUCUCAGGCUGGGGCUUCUAGCAUCAGCGCCCCCUCUUGGAAAAGCAUCGGCCCUGCACCCACCAGCAAGAGCCCACCAGGGCCUGUGGCUGGCGUGUCUGGUUUUGGGUUCUUCUCAAAGGAGGACCAGAAGGCAGGAGAAAAGACUGCCAUCUCCUCUGCCUUUAAGAAGUUCUUGGCAGAGCACCAGAGUAAAAAGGGGUCGGAAUGGGAGGGGGAUCCCAGUGCUGCUGAGGGAGGCACCAAGAAGUCCUCUGUUUUCCCGUAUCCUGCUGAGGAGGUGAAGGAGGAGUCUCGGUCCCGGUCCCGGAUGAAGGAGCGCGAAGCGGAAGACGAGCCCAAGCCUAAGGGCAGAGCAGCCCUUCCAAGUCGGGGGUCACUCGAUGACACCAUUGGCAAAUGGGCAGAGCUGGCCCCCUUGCCCCCAGCCAAAGAUGUGUCCCGGCCUGAGGAGGAGUGCAAUGACCUGGAGGACAUGGAGGAAGAGCUGUAUUUGAGUCGUAAGCAGGAACGGGCAGCCGCCGCCAGGAGGGAGCGGGAAGGGCCGUCCCCAGACAGGCCGCCAAAGGGCAGGAGAAAGGAGCGACCUGGGGACAGUCCCCCUCGUGCAAGAUGGGGGGAGGAAGACCUCAGUUUCAGUUUGAGCUCCACUCAUUACGAGCAGCCCACCUCCUCUGACGUUCUGGCUAAAGAGCGCCGCAUCUCUCGGGAUCUGGUCCACCCAGGCAAAGACAACCAAGAAUUUCGCUCCAUCUUCCAUCACAUCCAGGCGGCCCAGUUUCGACGGAGCCCCUCCGAGCUGUUUGCUCAGCACAUUGUCACCAUUGUGCACCACAUCAAAGCGCAACAUUUCCCCUCUCCAGAGAUGACGCUGAAUGAGCGUUUUUCCAUGUACCAGCGCAGAGCAGCUGAGAAGGAGAUGAGGUCCCGAAAAAGUCCCGAAAUCCACAGGAGGAUUGACAUUUCCCCCAGUGCAUUUAAAAAGUACUCCCACCAGUUUGAGGAAGUGAAACAUGAGGAAGUCGGCUACAAGGAUAUGGGGAAGAAAGCGAGGAGCGAGGCGCCCAACACGUGGCUGGAAGCGGCUCCGCACGUGAGCUACCCAGAGCGGGAGCAUCGGCCCGCCGGGAGGGAGCCCGCGGACUCGCCGGGCUCCACGGAGAAGCCCGCCAAGCAUCGCAAGAAGUCCAAGAAAAGCAAGAAGAAGCGCUCUCGUUCCUCAUCCUCAUCCUCCUCUUCAUCCCGUUCCUAUCGUGCUCCUGAAAAGGGUGCACAGGACAGUCACCCAGGGGAGGAGGGAUUCAGCCGCAGCUGCCCUCCGCCACCUCUGGAGCAGGCCGCCGCCUCUGAGGAGAAAGGUCACGAGCCUGGGGUCUUUCACUUCAGAAUCAGAGGCCGUGGGUGGAACAGGGGGAAUUACUCGAGGAAUGGGAACCCCCCGAACACGGAAGUGCACCCCCCUGAGGAGGAGUGGGACCCAGAGUACACUCCGAAGAGCAGGAGGUACUACCUGGGGGCAGUACCCAGGAGCACGCGGGGGAUUCCUGUACCCAAAAGGCAGCCCCAAGUGGACCCACGACAAAUUUCAGAGCGGUGAAGAAGAGGGGGAGCUGCGGGAGGAGGACGGGGAGCUGGGCCCGCCGGAGGUGGUAGGCAUGGCAGCCAAGAUGUAGCUGCACACUGCCUGAGCAGCCCAGCCUCGGCACGAGGGGCAGGGUAGGUGCAGCACAUUUUAACGAAAGAGAAAAAUCACUCACUGCUGGACUGCCCCACCAUAUCCAGCGUCCAGGACUCCCUUGUCCCCAGUGUGGCAGGUAGCCUGUUUGCAGUCAGUAAUGCACAGUCAUGACACAUUUUACAAUGUCAAAGAGAAGCAGUAUGUGCUCUAGUGUCACAGUGACACUAUGGAAUACCAGAGGGCAUAAAUACAUGUGGAAUAUAGCAGUGAAAAUACAAAGAUGUACUGGAAGUAACAUUGUGGGCUCUACUGCGUUAUGAGUUUCCCCUCAGAAAUAAAUGGAUAGUUUUAUUUUGUAAUGAUUCAUGGUGACUUCUGUUUGUUCCAGUGUGGAGAAUAUGCUACUCAGUUUACCUUCCAUUUUGUUAAAAUGAAGCCAUUGUGGCACUUUUCAUUCACAUGGAAGUUUUUAUAGUGUUCAGUACACCCUACUGUGUGCUGUAUGGUGAUUUGUAAGCUUUUGAUUGUCUUUAGCUUCCAGUGUCUAACACUGAUCUGUGGGAGGGUGUGACCUUCUAAACUCAUCCAGAGGACAACUGCUGUUACUCCUAUGUCUUAUAUAAAAUGACAAAAACUGCUCUUCACCACUGUAAUUAUAAGACGGUCUAUAAACAAAGGCAUUGCUUUCAUUUUAAUAUUUAUUCAUGUUCAUCUAGUAAGAAUCAGCUGUGGAGAUGUGGAUGCAGCACUGAAAAUAAGCAGCUAUGUUGUGAUAGGGGCCUGGGCACCUGUGAUGCUAACGCAGCUCGAGAGAAUCCAGUCAUAGCACAGAGUUGCUGCCCCCUGCAGAUGAUCAGAUUUUGCUUCUUCUUCAAGCAUUGGAAAUAUUUAGUGCAAGGUUAGUUUUACAGUUGAAGCUGCUCAGUACUCUCUGCAGUGACCUUUUCCUUUCUUCCCUGAAUGAGGAAGCUCGCUCUCUUGCCUCCCGCUUCUCCAGUGGAGGCUGCUGUUAUCCACGGGCUCACAUCCUCCCGUAGCUGCUUAUCUUAGCUGUUACUUUCCUAUUAACUGUCAGUCUUGGCAAAGUUGUCCGUUUUGUGUGUGGACCAGAAUAGCUUAGGAUCACUCAGAACCUAGUCCUGGCCUGUCUGCAGCCUGGAGAUCCUCAUUAAUUAACUGGCCAUUUGUACUCAUUUCAAAGUAUUGCACCCCUGCACCUUACUGGUUCUAAAAAGAUCAGGGCUGGUGUCCAUGCGGCUCCAAGUUCUCAUGGUUACUAUCCCCCAGUCAGCUGUUAAAUAAAAGAAAAUGUAGGCAGUUCUAUUUAGGUUGCAGUGCGGUGGAGGCUGAGUGUGACGGCAAGAUGCAAACAAACAAGUGAUUUAAAGGGCAGGACCGUACGUGACCAGAUUAUGUUACUCUGUCCAUUAUCCUGCUCACACAGUAACAAUGAGAACUAGUAACCAAACGAUGAUUCCUUAAAUGCUGAAAAAUGAUUUGAGGGCAAAAAUGACAGUGUUACAAAAAGCAUUUUUAUUUUUAUGCUUUUGAUGUGACGUGAUUGACUGCAGAUAGGACACUUUGUAGGUGACAUGCACUGGGGGCGGGAGAACCACCUGUCCUAGCUAGACCUUUAACACCCAGUGUAAGAUCAGUAGUGGUCAUUUCUGUUACUAGGCUAUACAGGCAUUAUGGGACAGGGCUUGGGUCCAAGGCCUGGCCUGUCCAAUCACAAGCUUACCCCCCCCCCCAUGCUUCCCCACACAAAUGUUAGCCAAUGACAGUUCUUUCUCCGGUGAAUGUGAACAGAAAAGGAGCAAGGCAAGACCGUUCUUUAACAUGUAAUUGAUUUUAAGAUGGCACAAAACAACAAACAAAAAAACAUUUUGGAUAAUUGAUGUACUAAAGAACCUGUAUUUUAUAAGAAUGAUUCUGGUAAUAGGAUGCUGCCAAAUGACCUAGUUAUGCAUGCAUGCGGCAAAAGGUUUCUUGGUUUAUCUUGGUUUGACACUUGAGGAUUGAUGAAUGACUGUUGCUCAUUGAACCAUAAUGUUCAUGGCAGCGUAAAUGAGUGCAUAUUGGCUUGUAUUUAAUCAGUGUUUAACCAAAAACAAGCAGUCUUACCUAUACAUGUCCAUGGGUCAUAACAGGGUAAUUCAAUUUAAAUUGAAGCAGCAAUUUAUUCAUUGUCAAUAAAGAUAUAAAUGGGCCAUCGGGCCCAAUCCUGAGUCUCAAAUGCGGCUGCGUUUUCUAUAUUACCUUGCAUGCAAGUUUGCUUCAGUAAAAAGUGCCAGAUUGUCUUUUUGGGUUUUACAUUAGGUUUGUUUGUUUGAACAAAUUCUAGGGAUGGGAGGCAGACCAGAAAAUUCUUGCUUUUGCUUUAUUUCUUUAUUUGAAGUUCAUAAGUUUUGUUGAUUUUUUAAUUUUGUUUCUCCCCUGUUGCUUCUUUGUGCUGUAUCCUGUAAUGUUUUGUGACACAUCAUCUGGCAGAGGACUGUAAUCUAAGGGCUCCAUCCAGCUCCUUUCAACUCAGUUUUGUUCCCUGUUCAAACAUCUUUCCCUCCUUAAACCUUUUAUUGGUACGUUCCACUUUGACGUCUAAUCACUUGACAGGUGUGAAAUCUUCAUGGUUAUUCUCAAAUCUAAUGCUCUGUGUUCAACUGAAUAUAGUUCGUUUAGACAUUACUUUAAUGCAGCUCAUAUUUUAUGUUCACAUUGCCCUUUGAAUGAUUGGAAGUCUUCUGUUCAUUUUUUUUGUCAACAUUAAUAGUUGAUUUUCUUUCAAUAAAUCACUGAAUUCCUGAAGUAAUCUUCGGUAUUUGUGUGUUCAUUAAAUGUAAUUGUUUUCGUUUAUGAUAUUUAGCAUUUUAUUGUUUAUUUUAAUUGUAUUAAUGGACCAUUAUAUACUAAGUAACUCAGAAGAACCUCUUUAUCCAGUAGCGCUCUCGUGUGUAUUUUGUCCCAAAUAGCUUUGCUGUGCUGUACAGGUAUGUGGCAGGCAGUCCUUGUGUAAUCCCAAUAAGCGAAAGUUAUUUGAUAGGCUUUCCUUGUAGAAUACCCCUCAAACCACAGCGAUGUCAAUGCGUAACAUCUCCAAGUGAUAUGAGGGCACCUCCCCCUGGCAUAUCACAUGCUGGUUUUAUUUGAACUUAUUGGGGGCUUUCAUAUUGUUAAACUGGUUCAGUACUGACCUGUAAAGUAAUAAACAAGAUGAAACGA
Messenger RNA from Paramormyrops kingsleyae, 5884 nucleotides. RefSeq lists its product as uncharacterized. Gene Ontology annotation, biological process: positive regulation of transcription by RNA polymerase II. Gene Ontology annotation, molecular function: transcription coregulator activity; DNA binding. Gene Ontology annotation, cellular component: mediator complex. The record is from RefSeq and is a predicted model, not a curated record. NCBI's taxonomy places the organism in Eukaryota, Metazoa, Chordata, Actinopteri, Osteoglossiformes, Mormyridae.